UAUAAAGAAGAGCAGCACGCGCAGGCGCGCACGUCGUCGGAGCUAGCUUGGCAACGACCGACCAUGGUGAUGGCGGAGCCGGAGGAGACCCCGAGACCCCAGAGGCCGUCGGCGGGCGGUGGCGCCGUCGCCGUCGAGCCGUCCCCGCCCGCGGCGGCGGCGCCUCGGCGGCUGACGGUGUGGUGCAAGUCGCUGGUGUUCCGCGGCGACGGGUACGCGGUGUUCGACGACGCGGACGGCCGGAUGGUGUUCCGCGUGGACAACUACGGCGUCGGCCCGGGAAGCAUGGCGCUCAUGGACCACGCCGGCCGCGUCCUCCUCACCGUCCGCCGCCGCCAACGCAAGAUUCUGAGCUUGAUGCCGGAGACAUGGGAGGUGUACAAUGGCGACGUCGACGACGACUCGAACUCGAACGACGGCCACAGUGAGCCGCACCUCAUGAUGAGAGCCAUCAAGGACCUGGGGAGGUCCAGCUGCACCGCCUCCGUGCUUGCCGUGGACGAGCCAGAACUCUACCGCCUGAGCUGGUCCCGGCAGGAGGAGUGGUCGAGGAUCCACCGUCGCAGCUCGACCAGCGACGAGACGCUCAUCGCCGAGGUGCGGCGGAAACGAGGGGGGCCAGAGAAGGCGACAUUGCUGGGCAAGGACGUGCUGUCGCUGGUGGUGCAGCCAGGGAUGGACCUUGCCAUCACCAUGGCCAUGCUCAUGAUCUCCAACUCGUACCGAUGACCCCGCCCCGCCCGAAUCGCCAGGCCAACAAAUGUUCAUGCAUAUAGAAGCUUCUAGAACAUUUCGGAGGUUGUAGAAGAAGCACGUCGGUAUACCUAUUGUAAAUCCCCAUAUUCUUUGGCAUUUCAUUUCAUUGUUGCAUUCAUCCUUCCAGAACAGUUGCAAUGUAAACCUUGCAGUGUUGCUGAAAUACUGAACGGGUCUGCUAGUCUGCUACCAUUUCAUCUAAGGCCACACACCAUGUUCCCAAUAGAGAUACCAAUAACAUGGGGAAGGUAGGCAAGCAACGCAAAGACGUGCACAGCACAACACUAGCCAAACAAACAUCACCAAGUGUUUACUUCCCAGGGCAAAACAACUCACAUGCUACAGCUAAUUUACAGAUCCUACAGAUUCUUCCUCCCCUUCUUGUGUGACGGGUUUGC
This is a messenger RNA of Triticum urartu, 1154 nucleotides long. RefSeq names its product protein LURP-one-related 5-like. The record is from RefSeq and is a predicted model, not a curated record. NCBI's taxonomy places the organism in Eukaryota, Viridiplantae, Streptophyta, Magnoliopsida, Poales, Poaceae.